Messenger RNA from Hibiscus syriacus, 671 nucleotides. RefSeq names its product calvin cycle protein CP12-3, chloroplastic-like. The record is from RefSeq and is a predicted model, not a curated record. Gene Ontology annotation, biological process: negative regulation of reductive pentose-phosphate cycle. Lineage: Eukaryota; Viridiplantae; Streptophyta; Magnoliopsida; Malvales; Malvaceae. Bases 137 to 532 code for a protein of 131 amino acids. The transcript has a single exon. Gene Ontology annotation, cellular component: chloroplast.
UCUCAUAUAUCCUCCUUAGCGAUGACAAAGACUCCUCUUCCUUGAUCAAACCAACCCAAAAAAACUCCAUUAUUGCCCUCUACCCAGCAUAAAAAAAAGAAAAGAAAAAAAAAACCUUGUUUAGCAGGCAUCGGCCAUGGCAGCUCUAAGGUUUAACUCGCUGCCAGGAAUCCUAGAAAUGAACCUAACAUCAUCUUUUAGCCCAAACCCAAAGCUGUCUUUUGCUUCAUUUCACUGUGAUAACAAGAAAAGGGUAUCCAGAAUGGUAGUAAAAGCAGCCAAAUAUAAAGGGACUCAAAUGAGGGAAAAGAAGCUGACUGAGUUGAUUGAGGAAAAGGUUUUAGAAGCCAAGCAAGUGUGUGAAGGAGAUGAGACAUCUGACGAGUGCAAGGUGGCUUGGGACGAGGUCGAAGAGGUAAGUCAAGCCAAGGCUGAUCUCAGGCGUAGACUUCAAAUUGAAAAGAAAGAUCCUCUGGAAUCCUUCUGCCAGGAAAACCCUGACACUGAAGAGUGUAGGAUCUAUGAAGAUUGAUGAACCAAAAACAAAAGUAAUCAUUUAGUUGAAAAAAAUAGUGAGGGAUUGUUAAUUAGUGGUUUGAAUUAUUAAUCCAAAGUGUAUGGUAUGGAUCUUCAUUGUUAUUCUGUUCUCAAUCAAGCUGAAUUAUGUUGUG